AAGCCCCUCCCUCUCCGGCUGCCAGCAUCACAGCUGACCGGCGGAGAUGCUGUCGUCAAACCGGAGAAUAAAAUCCGGUUGAAGGACUCGUGCAGGCCUUGUCAUUCAUAGUUUGAUUCGCAAGUACGCAUAACUGCAUGGCGAUCUUGUUGACCGUGUGCCGCAAUUCAGCGCGUGUAGGACGUCGCUCAGAUUCCAAGGACACCGGCGACGUGCACGUCUGACGACUGCACGGUGGUCGCGACUUCAUCGAGUUUCAUUGACGGGGACCAGCGCCCGUUUCGACGAUGACACGUCACGAGAUGAUCGCGCCAGACAGAUGCUGCGGUGCUGCACUUGCACGGCCAUAGAUUGGGAUCUUCCCUGCCCGCUCGCUCCAUGACCAAACAGCUUUAGCGCCUCUUCCAUUUUUUUGGGGUGUGUGUGCAUACAAUGAUACCCGCCAGCGCCGCAGCAAUGUUACCGUCUGCAGAAGCUGCCAAACUGUACCAGACCAAUUACGUCCGAAACUCUCGCGUCAUCGGACUCCUGUGGGCCAUAUUCACCAUCCUGUUCGGCAUCGUGAACGUGACCAUCUUCUCGCAGCCCUAUUGGAUCGGCGAUGGCGUGGACACGCCGCAGGCCGGCUACUUCGGCCUCUUCCACUACUGCAUCGGGGACGGGAUCGCCAGGGAGCUAGCCUGCCAGGGUAGCUUCACUGAGUUCUCCGCCAUCCCGUCCAGAGCCUUCAAGGCCGCCUCGUUCUUCAUCGGGAUGUCCAUGAUGCUGGUGGUCACCUGCAUCGGAUGCUUCUCGCUCUUCUUCCUUCUCAGCACUUCCACCGUGUACAAGAUCUGUGGCUGGAUGCACGCUGCGGCAGGUGUGUGUCUGGUACUGGGCUGCAUGAUCUACCCUGAUGGCUGGGACAGCGACGAAGUGCGACGGAUGUGCGGGGAGCAGACGGACAAAUACAGCCUGGGGGCCUGCUCCAUGCGCUGGGCCUACAUCCUUGCUAUCAUGGGCAUCCUGGAUGCGCUCAUCCUCUCCUUCCUGGCUUUUGUCCUUGGAAAUCGACAGGACGGCCUCAUGACCGAGGAGUUGCUGGCUGAGAGCAAGGGCUCCUGUGGUCCACAGAGAACCAUCCCUUCAACAUCACACGACAGGAUGGAGGAGGAGCGGAAACCAGCUACUUUCCAUCAACUUUCCAAAAGCCCUCAGCCAUUGUCCCCUCCCGUUUGCUUGCAGCCCCCUUACGUCAUCCUCCAGCAUUUAGACCAAGCCGGUGUAAUACACAUUCAACCCAGAGCAACCCCCUUUGCAUAGACGGACGAACUGUGGCAAGGGUGCAGACUGUUAUGAAAUGACAGGUGUGGACUGAGCACAACCUGCAAAAACAUACAACAAAUCCAUUGCACACACGCUUACUGUACCUAACAACUCAUUUACUAUACUCUAUGUUAACGACGAUAUACGUUCCACUGUCAACAUCUGCGUCACAAUUUAUCCAGACGUGAGCAGAAUCAAUGUACAGUUGAUCAUUUUUGAUGUAAAGGUUUGACAAUGACACGAAAAAAAAAUGAUUUGGAUCAUUUGUUUGUCUUUCUCUGUUCACAUUUGAAAAAAAAUAUUCAAUGUAGAUGUAAUUAUGUACAGAAAACUGAAAAUGCUAUAGGACUCAAUUCCCUCUUAUGCCCAUCUAGCUAACUUUGCACAGUGCUUCAGCUCUGUUGUUUUUAGUAUUUAACUCUCAUAUCUACACACUGUGAUGGGGAUGUUAGAUAAGCAGGACGUUGAGCUGCCGUGUGAAUGUAUGAACGGAUGAUGGUGUGAAUGUGUCACAUUUUGUGUUUAGUACUCACACACAUGCACACAAUUUUCCAGUUGUAUCUAUUUUAAUGUGUCUUUAGCUGUGUGGAACCUUUUCUCUUUGACUCACCCCAUGAGCUAACUAGUAAGUGCAAACAGGGUAACAGGAUGCAGUGUCAUCUAAUGGUGUAGCUUAUGCGUAAAGGUCGAGAUGAAAUGGAUUUAGCUUCACCUGUCUCGUGUAAAUAGAUAUAGACAAAACCCCAUUGGGGGUAACUCACAGCAAUUUAAGAGAUUCCUUUAAUUACUGUAUAUCAAAACGUAAUAAAGAUUUUCACUCUAACACGCUUGUCUUUUUAUUUGGGCCUGAAUAUGCAUACAUUUUGUCUUAGACAAUCACACAAUACCAAAAUCUGGACAAGAAUUUAGUGGUGAUUAUAAAGGGAAAUGACUUGGUUUGGACCAGAGCACAUCACCACCAACUGCUGCUCAGUCAGCCAUGUCAUG
Messenger RNA from Syngnathus acus (greater pipefish), 2292 nucleotides. Its product is annotated as LHFPL tetraspan subfamily member 3 protein-like. Gene Ontology annotation, cellular component: plasma membrane. Lineage: Eukaryota; Metazoa; Chordata; Actinopteri; Syngnathiformes; Syngnathidae. The transcript has 3 exons. The record is from RefSeq and is a predicted model, not a curated record. Gene Ontology annotation, biological process: sensory perception of sound. The coding region runs from base 433 to 1302 and encodes 289 amino acids.